UCUGUGUUUUUAUCUGGUGUGACAUCACAAACAAAAUGGCUUCUUUCUCAUAUGAGAAGAUGCUAGUUGGUUAUGGAUAAUAUCUGUCUGACUAAAUGGUGGAGUGCAGUAAAAUGCCUCCCGAUGAUAAGAAAAGGAUGCUGAAGAGCAUAAAAGAGACGAUUCAUUCGGGCCAUUUUAUGGUGUCCGAGAUUGACGAUAAUGAGGUGACAGAAGAAAUUCACUCUCCUUCCGUAGUUCACGAAUCAGAUUGUGAUCAAGAAGCUUCCAAUGACUUCCAAUUUAAAGAUAUACCAAAAGAAACAAAGAAGGAAAUAUACACUUUCGGGCCAAGAAGUUCCCAUUCUAUUUCCAUUGAAGUCUCCUUGACUCAGCUGUUCCAGUGCAUGUCGCUAGCUUACAGUGGAAAAUUGACUUCUCCAAGAUGGAAAACUUUCAAAGGGUUAAAAUUGCGACUUAAAGAUAAGAUUCGUCUGAAUAAUAUUAUUUGGAGAGCCUGGCACAUACAAU
Molecule: messenger RNA, 510 nt
Organism: Centruroides sculpturatus (bark scorpion)
Lineage: Eukaryota; Metazoa; Arthropoda; Arachnida; Scorpiones; Buthidae
Product: MLX-interacting protein-like
Exons: 2
Biological process (GO): regulation of transcription by RNA polymerase II
Cellular component (GO): nucleus
Molecular function (GO): RNA polymerase II cis-regulatory region sequence-specific DNA binding; DNA-binding transcription factor activity, RNA polymerase II-specific
Source: RefSeq, a predicted model, not a curated record